AUGUGGUCAGAUGGCGAUGCACCGUCGAAGUUUGUAAAGGCGACGCAACGCCGGAACUACAACGCCGUGCAGACCCUUCUUGCGCAUGGUGCAGAGGUGGACUGCAAGGAGCCACAAAGUGGCUGGACGCCGUUGAUGUUUGCAGCAUCUCUUGGCGACUGCGACAUCGUGAAGAUCUUGCUUGAGAAAAAUGCUUCCAUCAACGAGUUUGCCAGUCCGCACGACUGGAAUCCUCUCUGUUGCGCGCUCCAAGCCAAUAACAAAGAUGUGGUGCGCAUUCUUCUCGAUGCGGGUGCUGAUGUCAGCCUAAUCAAAAGGAGGCAUCCGGCGCUCGCAGAGCUGUAUGAGUGUGAGCUGGAAGACGUGUGUGGAACUCCGGUGAGUGGCCGCUAG
Molecule: messenger RNA, 393 nt
Organism: Symbiodinium sp. CCMP2592
Lineage: Eukaryota; Dinophyceae; Suessiales; Symbiodiniaceae
Source: the annotation of a GenBank genome assembly